Molecule: messenger RNA, 5875 nt
Organism: Corvus hawaiiensis (hawaiian crow)
Lineage: Eukaryota; Metazoa; Chordata; Aves; Passeriformes; Corvidae
Gene: PIP4K2B
Product: phosphatidylinositol-5-phosphate 4-kinase type 2 beta
Exons: 10
Coding region: 17-1288 (423 amino acids)
Biological process (GO): phosphatidylinositol metabolic process
Molecular function (GO): phosphatidylinositol kinase activity
Source: RefSeq, a predicted model, not a curated record
GUCGGUCGGGUCCGCCAUGGCCGCGAAUUGCGCGGGGGCCGCGGGGACGGCGGCGGGCGCCGUGGCCGCGGUGGGCUCGGCCCUCAGCGCCAGCAAGACCAAGACCAAGAAGAAACACUUCGUAUGCCAGAAGGUGAAGCUAUUCCGGGCCUCGGAGCCGCUGCUCAGCGUCCUCAUGUGGGGGGCGAACCACACGAUCAAUGAGCUCAGCAAUGUUCCUGUCCCCGUCAUGCUAAUGCCCGAUGACUUUAAAGCCUACAGUAAGAUUAAGGUGGACAAUCAUCUAUUCAACAAGGAAAACCUGCCCAGCCGCUUUAAAUUCAAGGAAUAUUGUCCACUGGUGUUCCGGAACCUCCGGGAAAGAUUUGGGAUCGAUGACCAAGAUUACCAGAACUCGGUGACACGCAGUGCCCCGGUGAACAGCGACAGCCAGGGCCGCUGCGGUGCCCGCUUCCUCACCACCUACGACAGGAGGUUCGUCAUCAAGGCCGUGUCCAGCGAGGACGUGGCGGAGAUGCACAACAUCCUCAAGAAGUACCACCAGUUCAUCGUGGAGUGCCACGGGAACACCCUCCUGCCCCAGUUCCUGGGCAUGUACCGGCUCACCGUGGACGGCGUGGAGACCUACAUGGUGGUCACCAGGAACGUGUUCAGCCACAGGCUGACCGUGCACAGGAAGUAUGACCUGAAGGGCUCAACAGUAUCCAGGGAAGCAAGUGAUAAAGAGAAGGCCAAGGAUCUCCCAACGUUCAAGGACAACGACUUCUUGAAUGAGGGUCAGAAGCUGCAUGUUGGAGAAGAGAGUAAAAAGAACUUCCUUGAAAAGCUGAAGCGGGACGUGGAGUUUUUAGCCCAGCUGAAGAUCAUGGAUUACAGCCUGCUGGUGGGCAUCCACGACGUGGACCGGGCGGAGCAGGAGGAGAUGGAAGUGGAGGACCGGGCAGAGGAUGAAGAGUGUGAGAACGACGGCCUGGGGGGGAACCCCAUCUCCUCCUACGGGACCCCCCCCGACAGCCCUGGAAACCUCCUCAACUACCCCCGGUUCUUUGGGCCCGGGGAGUUCGACCCCUCUGUGGAUGUGUACGCCAUGAAAAGCCACGAAAGUGCCCCCAGGAAGGAAGUUUAUUUCAUGGCCAUCAUAGACAUCCUCACGCCCUAUGACACCAAGAAGAAAGCUGCACACGCUGCCAAAACAGUGAAACACGGGGCCGGGGCUGAGAUCUCCACCGUGAACCCCGAGCAGUACUCGAAGCGCUUCAACGAAUUCAUCUCCAACAUCCUGACAUAGUCGUGCUCAGCCUGCAGCCAGGAACCACGAGCAGAGGGGCUCCUCCAGCCUGUGACACUGAACAGACACUGUAGCAGCAUGUGGGGUGUGUGUGGGAGUGCGUGUGAGCGUGCGAGGGGAGCGUGUGGCACCGUGGCACUCCGGACAAAACUCAUCCUUAGGGUGCACCCUCCCAACAGCCCGCUUGACCCAGGUGGAAAAGUGGGGGUUUUAUGUUACAGAAGUGCCCAGAUCUAAAGAUUUGAGGGCUUUUUCAAACGAGCCAAGUGCAUUGUUUCAGCACUGCUCUUUGUAGUGACGUUUCCUCCUCUCUGGAUGCAGAGGAUCCCGGAGGGAUUGCGACGCUGGCACCGCAUCCGAGGGGUGGCUCUAGGUCACGGUUGAAGCAGUGCCUGAUUCCACAAACCACUCCUUGUUUUGUGUUGGUGUUGUUGUUGUUUUAUUGGACUGUUUAGCAGCCAUACGACCCCUUUUAUUUCCCUCUCGGUAGGAAUUGGAAGGAAAAUAGCUCAGCAUUUCAAGGAUGGCAAAUAGAACUCUGAUAAAAGGAGGAAUCGCUGAACUUUAGGUAAAUUCAAACUGGGACACUUUAUAUUUUUUGGUUAAUUUAAGUAACAAAAAAAAAAAAGAGAAAAAAAAGAAAAAAAAUCGACAAAAACCUUUUUUUUUUUUUUUUGUAACUGCACUUGAUUUACAAGAAAGACGAGGGGAAAUGAACAUCUACCAAAGAUGAUCUCGGAAAAAAAAGAGGUGUAACUCCUCAAACCUGAAAACAACCAGUGUGAGAAGUGAGAGAGGCAUUGACCAACCUCAGCUAACGAUGUGCUUGGACCUGGGCUUGCUUUUCAAUUGGCCAACUCGGAAGAUUUCCUAAAAAGAGGAAAAAAAAAAAACCCAACCAUUUUAAAAAAAAAGGCAAUUUUGGUACCUGUAGAUCCGGGAUAAGAUUUUCACCUCAGUCAGGAAUGGCCGCAUCUCUGAGGUCACCAUCACAGUCCUGCCAGUGUUAAUUAGCUAAUUAAUUGUUCAGUCUUCCUUCCCCACCCCAUCUGCAACAGGUACUUGAAUCUGUGUCCUGACAGAGGUUCCUGGGUUGCUUGGGUUGGUUUUUUUUUUUUUUUUUUUUUGGCUUUUAUUUUGAAAAAAAUAUGACUUGCACACGAAGGAAUUGGACUCGCUGCCAGUGGGGAGUGCUGGGAGCCGGACCUGGGGCAGCCCCACUGCUCCAGAGGACUCAGGACUCGAGCUGGGGGUGCUGCCACCCUCCUCUGCUCCAAACCCCUCUCUGGAGCGACGCUCAAGGAGUGGAAAUGGUUGAACUCUUGCACCAGAUUUAUUUGGCAGCCCCCUGAAGGAUUUGGGACUGAUUGGAGUGACUGCAAUGGUCCUGUUUUGUCUCCAGAACGCUCGUAACCAUUUCCCAAGCUUGGCAGACUCGCUUUGGGUUUUGUUAGCUCUGCUGCACAAAGUUACAGACCUUGCUGGUUCUUUGUUUUGGGGAGUUUUCGUUGGGUUUUUUUGGUUUUUUGGGUUUGUUUUUUUUUUUAAUUUCCUUUCUCUUUUUAAGCAGGAUUUAGAGUUUUGAACAAACCUCUUGCAGUUGAAACAUGUUGCUUAUCUGCCUUGGAACUGUUUUUCACAUAUGCCUUUGUUUUGGGAAUAAGCUGUUGGGAAUGUCUGUCCUGUGCUGUAACAGUUUGCUGUGUGGAAUUUUGGUCCUUUUGAGAGGUAACUGGUGCUCAUCACAUCCUGGUAACUUCCCUGAACUUAACUCUGGCUCUGGGCUGGAUUCUGAAUGUGGGCUUGGGGUUUGGGUUUGGUUUUUUUAAUUUCCUCUCCCCCAUUUCCCAUUCGUGACGUGAAUCCCCCACAGGUCUCACCUUGGGAGGGGCUAAAAUUGAAGCCCCUGCGAGUUCACUGUAAAUAGAGUCUUGGAGAAAUGAAAAAUUAGGGCUCCUGAUGGGAUAUGAGCAGUUUUGGUCAUUGCCUUUGGCCUGGGACAAAUUUCUGCUGCCCCUGUGGUGUGGGAAGGCUGGAGGCUCUCGUGUCUUAAAGUGUGGAGCUGCAAAAGCCACAACCCAAAUGCAGCUAAAAAAACAACUUUAAAACAAAAAAUAAAAAACCAGGGAGGACUUGAGGACUUGGAGGGCAUCAUCAGCUUCGUUUUGUGGGCAUUACAUUGGUUGCUUUGCUCUUAAUAAGCACUUAAGUUUACUGCCAAUUAGGAAUUAAACACCAAUCCCUUUUUAUUCCUUAAAUCUGCAUUGAAUCUGCAACUUUGGCCUGGUAAGUUUGCCCUUCUCCUUUUGGGGAAAGUAGCUUGGAAGUUGUUUUAUCUUGAAACCAUCUGUUUAAAAAAUAAAUAAAUAAAGAGGAGGAAAAGCAGGGGGGGAGGAAGAGAGGAGGAGGUGUGGGUGAAGUGCAGACACCGCACAGCAAAGGCAGAGAAAGGGGAAUGAAGCUUAAAAAAAUCUCCUUUGCUGAAUUCUGUAAUAAUGAACGAGGAAUCGGCUCAAAAUCCAGGGAAUUCCUGCAGAAAUCCUUACAGAAGUUGUGACAAAAAGGGCUUGAGGAGAGCAGUGAAUAUUUUUCUUACUCCAGCCCCAAAAUUGGCUCUUUCUGGCUCAGCUGAUCAGGGGAGCCCCACAAAGAUCCUUCCCUUGAGCACUUCCCCAGUUGUGCCCCUUCUGUCGGGUGCCACAUUUCUGUACUAAAGGAUCACUCUCAGUUUCAUGAUGUAUUACCCAGCUGCAGAACUUUGUUGAACAGAAGCAUUUUUUGGUGUAUUGUUUACAUUUGGAGGAGUAGCAUUACGUUCAAAAUGCUAAUUUUUCUUUCCAGACAGUAUUUUUUUCUUACCAGAAUAAGAAGUGAAGCUGCAAAUAUUUGAUUUUUUUUUUUUUAAAAGGGACUUUUUCUUUCUGUUUGUUUUCUUUUUCGUUUCGUUGUUGUUUUUAGGUUUUUUUUUUAAUCUUGUUUUAGGUCACUUUUUUAACUCAAGUAUUUAAAAAAAAAACAAAAAAAGGAAAACCCAGCCCUUUCAAUUCUGGUUUUACAACUGCUCGUGCUAGUUUGUUGUCUGUUUCUGGUGUGGAUUUAGUUCUAGUUUUGCUGAAUGUAAAUAAUUCCUGUCCUUAGCAUGAACACUUCCCACUGAAGUGCAUUUGACUGACCCCCCUGGGCUGACAGGAUUUGCAGCAGAAUGCAGGAUUUUUUUUUUUUUGUUUGUUUUUUUGUUUUUUGGCCACAAAAAGCAAGAAUUUGGUCCACUGGAGUUCCAAAUAAUCAGUGUGCAGCAUCUCCCCCUCCGCAGUGCCUGAGGGCAGGAAGGAGCUGCGGGAUCCACAUUCCUGAGGGGCUCUCUCUUUCUGAUCUGUCAGGAUUUUAACUCAAAAUCUGCUUUGAACUCGACAUUUCCACCUUCCCUGUGGAGACAGCUCCGAAACGGGAGCGGGAGAGGGAAGGCAGGGACACAGCUGUGCUCCAGCAGUGCAAUAAAACCACUCCAGAGCCCGCUGAGUCUCCCUGCCACGGGGAACUGGGGGCUCCAGGGAAUCCCAGGAGAUUCCCAGAGCUGGGCUGAGGCCUUGGGAUUUGGGGGAAUAUCCCCAGGAGUUCCCAGCUGGCAGCAGGGAGCAGGGGGACCCUUCCCUCCGGCCUCCUCCACGCCUCUGCCUGGCCUGGCUUUCAUCCUGAAAGCCGCGAUCACGGAGUCCAUCCGUGCCCUGGGGUGGCCACACGCCCAACAAUCCCAGCUUGGAAUCUGGAUUAGCACAAUCAGCAAGGAAAACUGAACCACUCGAGUCUUCUUUCUUUCUUUUGGUUGGUUUGUUGGUUUUGGAUUUUUUGGGAGGAAAUUCCUGCUUUCCCGAGCCGCCUCCCGCGGGGCCAUCACCCAGCGCGGGCAGGCUCAGGGUGCUCAGGAGGUUGUGGUGGUGGAUGCUCCCAAUCCAUGACUACUAUGCAGUCCUUUUCCAUGCCUCCCUUCCAGCUGCACCUGGAAUUUCACCCCCAGCUGAAGGAUUUUCCCCCAAAAUCAACAGGGGGGGGAUGUCCCCACCACAGACCCGGCCUGGCCACAGCCCCAAACCCAACCCCGAGAGCCCUCCCCGCUCCUGCAGAGCCACUCUCAGUGUCCCCCUCAGCUACUGCCCGUUGUCCUGGCUCUUUGGGAUGAAUCCCGUGGAUAACAGGGACGGCAGAGCUGCUGGACAUCGUUUUUAGUGGAAACCACUCAAAAUUGUGCUGCUCUGGGGCUGCCGAAGCAGCUGGAUGGGAGUCGAGCGAGCAGAUUCCACAGGCACAGGUCACAAAGGGUGGGCAGGGCUAAUCAGUGCAAAAAGUGAAUAAAUUUAAGUUUAAUCUAAAACCUAAAAAAAAAAAAAAAACCCUAAAAAAAGUAAUUAAAAAAAAAAAAAGAACAUUCUAGGUUUUUUCACUGCUGUUUUUUAAAUAGGAAUUUGAAGUCCUCUGUGCUUGUCUGUUUGCUAGGAGCAGUUUGAGACACUGUUACUGUUUUGAAAUGCAUGCAUGUUACAAGAUGAGUCUCCAACCAGAGAAACAAAAAUAAAAUUAAAACUUUGUGUA